This is a messenger RNA of Lagopus muta (rock ptarmigan), 8575 nucleotides long. RefSeq names its product disco interacting protein 2 homolog B (gene DIP2B). The coding region runs from base 162 to 4880 and encodes 1572 amino acids. Lineage: Eukaryota; Metazoa; Chordata; Aves; Galliformes; Phasianidae. The transcript is spliced from 38 exons. The record is from RefSeq and is a predicted model, not a curated record.
GGCGGCGCUGGAGCCAGCAUGGCGGAGGUGGCGGCCGCUCCCGCUGCGCCCGCGACCCGCAGCCCCCGGCGCUGAGCCGGAGCCGCGCCGAGCUCGGCGGCCGGGCCCGCCUUUAUUCCCCUUCCCUUUCUCCCUACCCCUUACCUUCUCCUACUCCCGCCAUGGCCGAGCCGGCGGCCGCGGGUAUCUCCUCGUUGCCUCGCGAGGUCCGCGAGCAGCUGGCCGAGCUGGAGCUGGAGCUCUCGGAAGGAGACAUCACACAAAAGGGUUAUGAGAAGAAGAGAGCAAAGCUCCUGGCUCCGUACGUCCCUCAAACACAAGGGGUUGAUCCGGCUCUCCAGAAGGAAUCCAGAACUCAGACCCCCACUCCAUCUGCAGCUCCAGCCCCAGCUCCCUCCUCAUCAUCAUCCAAAUUUCACCGAGCCCGCUCAGGGGGAGCCAGAGAUGAACGCUACCGAUCUGAUAUCCACACGGAAGCAGUUCAAGCAGCACUGGCAAAACACAAAGAGCAGAAAAUGGCCCUCCCCAUGCCCACAAAAAGGCGAUCUACUUUUGUUCAGUCUCCAGCUGACGCCUGCACUCCCCCAGACACGUCUUCCGCAUCCGAGGAUGAGGGGUCGCUAAGGCGUCAAGCUGCUCUUUCUGCUGCAUUGCAUCAGAGCUUACAGAAUGCUGAGUCUUGGAUCAACCGAUCUAUUCAGGGGUCAUCCACAUCUUCAUCAGCAUCCUCUACACUUUCCCAUGGAGAAGGCAAAGGGACCAGUGGGUCACUAGCUGAUGUAUUUGCCAAUACUCGAAUAGAAAAUUUCUCAGUUCCCCCAGAUGUCACAGCAACUACCUCCUCUUCCUCCACGCGCCCAGCAGCAAUUGACCUUCCUCCUUCAGGGAUCGUGAAGGGCAUGCACAAGGGAUCCAAUCGGUCCAGUCUGAUGGACACUGCCGAUGGUGUUCCUGUGAGUAGCAGAGUCUCCACAAAGAUUCAACAGUUGUUGAACACCUUGAAAAGGCCUAAGAGGCCACCUCUGAAAGAAUUCUUUGUGGACGACUUUGAAGAAAUUGUGGAAGUUCCACAGCCUGAUCCAAAUCAGCCCAAGCCAGAAGGACGCCAGAUGACGCCUGUGAAAGGAGAACCACUGGGAGUUGUUUGUAACUGGCCCCCUGCCUUAGAAGCAGCACUGCAGCGCUGGGGAACCACACAAGCUAAAUGCCCCUGUCUGACAGCACUGGAUGUUACAGGGAAACCAGUUUAUACCCUCACAUACGGCAAACUGUGGAGCAGAAGUCUCAAGCUGGCCUACACGCUGCUUAACAAACUGGGGACCAAAAAUGAACCUGUGUUAAAACCUGGAGAUAGGGUAGCCCUUGUGUAUCCAAACAAUGACCCAGUCAUGUUUAUGGUGGCAUUUUACGGCUGUCUCCUAGCAGAAGUGAUACCAGUGCCUAUAGAGGUACCUCUUACCAGAAAGGAUGCUGGUGGUCAGCAGAUUGGUUUUCUUCUGGGAAGCUGUGGUAUUGCUUUGGCCCUGACCACUGAAGUCUGUCUAAAAGGGCUUCCAAAAACCCAAAAUGGAGAAAUUGUUCAGUUUAAAGGUUGGCCUAGAUUGAAAUGGGUUGUGACAGAUUCAAAAUACCUCUCUAAAUCUCCUAAGGACUGGCAGCCCAACAUCUCAGCUGCAGGAACUGAGCCAGCAUAUAUUGAGUACAAGACCAGCAAAGAGGGCAGUGUUAUGGGUGUCACAGUGUCUCGGAUUGCAAUGCUGUCUCACUGCCAAGCUUUGUCUCAGGCCUGCAACUAUUCUGAAGGUGAAACAAUAGUGAAUGUUUUGGAUUUUAAGAAGGAUGCAGGGUUGUGGCACGGCAUUCUCACGAAUGUAAUGAACAAAUUGCAUACUAUCAGCGUGCCCUAUUCUGUGAUGAAAACCUGCCCACUGUCAUGGGUGCAGAGAGUUCAUACUCACAAAGCAAAAGUUGCUUUAGUCAAGUGUCGAGACUUGCACUGGGCCAUGAUGGCCCAUCGAGACCAAAGAGACGUCAGUUUGAGUUCUCUACGCAUGCUGAUUGUAACUGAUGGUGCAAAUCCCUGGUCUGUUUCCUCAUGCGAUGCCUUCCUGAGCUUGUUUCAGAGUCACGGGCUUAAACCAGAGGCAAUUUGUCCAUGUGCCACAUCUCCGGAAGCGAUGACUAUUGCAAUACGGAGGCCCGGGGUUCCUGGGGCACCUCUGCCUGGAAGAGCCAUACUGUCCAUGAAUGGGUUGAGUUUUGGAGUGAUACGUGUCAAUACUGAAGACAAAAACUCUGCACUCACUGUUCAGGAUGUUGGGCACGUGAUGCCAGGAGGAAUGAUGUGUAUAGUGAAACCCGAUGGACCACCUCAGCUGUGUAAAACAGAUGAGAUUGGAGAAAUCUGUGUCAGCUCCAGAGCAGGAGGAAUGAUGUAUUACGGGCUGGCAGGGCUGACAAAGAAUACGUUUGAGGUUAUUCCUCUGAACUCAGCUGGCUCUCCAGUGGGUGAUGUGCCAUUUGUCCGUUCUGGCUUGCUGGGCUUUGUUGGACCUGGCAGUUUGGUGUUUGUGGUUGGAAAAAUGGAUGGAUUGCUGACAGUCAGUGGACGGAGGCACAAUGCUGAUGACAUUGUCGCAACUGGGUUGGCAGUAGAGUCAAUAAAAACAGUUUACAGAGGAAGGAUUGCUGUAUUCUCAGUAUCUGUCUUCUACGAUGAGAGGAUUGUGGUGGUGGCAGAGCAGAGGCCAGAUGCAUCUGAGGAGGACAGUUUUCAGUGGAUGAGUCGAGUACUGCAGGCAAUUGACAGCAUUCACCAAGUGGGUGUAUAUUGCCUUGCUCUUGUGCCAGCUAAUACAUUGCCAAAAACUCCCCUGGGAGGGAUCCAUAUCUCUCAAACUAAACAGCACUUUCUGGAGGGCUCUCUGCAUCCGUGCAACAUCCUCAUGUGCCCGCACACGUGUGUGACGAACUUGCCAAAACCCAGGCAGAAACAACCAGGUGUUGGCCCUGCCUCUGUGAUGGUGGGGAACCUGGUUGCUGGGAAGCGUAUUGCUCAAGCCUCUGGAAGAGAUCUUGGUCAAAUAGAAGACAAUGAUUUAGUUAAAAAGCACCAGUUCCUGACAGAGGUGUUACAGUGGAGAGCUCACACAACUCCUGACCACGCGCUCUUCCUCUUAUUAAAUGCCAAGGGAACUGCUGUGUGUACAGCCACCUGCCUUCAGCUGCACAAAAAAGCUGAGAGAAUUGCAUCAGUGCUCUGUGACAAAGGACAUCUCAAUGCAGGAGACAAUGUGGUGCUUCUUUAUCCUCCUGGCAUUGAGCUAAUCACCGCGUUCUAUGGCUGUUUGUAUGCUGGCUGCAUCCCUGUGACCGUGAGACCACCUCAUGCUCAGAGCCUCACUGCUACGCUGCCCACUGUGCGAAUGAUCGUGGAAGUCAGCAAAGCUGCCUGUAUUCUCACAACCCAGACCUUAAUGAGACUACUGAAAUCCAGAGAGGCAGCUGGUGCUGUAGAUGUGAAAACCUGGCCGACCAUCAUUGAUACAGAUGACUUGCCCAGGAAGCGGCUCUCUCAGAUCUAUAAACCACCUACGUCUGAAAUGUUAGCAUAUCUAGAUUUUAGUGUUUCCACAACAGGCAUGCUUACAGGAGUGAAGAUGUCCCACGCAGCAGUGAGUGGUCUCUGCAGGGCCAUCAAGCUUCAGUGUGAGCUCUACUCCUCACGGCAGAUUGCGAUUUGUCUUGACCCCUACUGUGGACUAGGGUUUGUGCUCUGGUGCCUUUGCAGUGUGUAUUCUGGACACCAGUCAAUUUUAAUUCCUCCUAUGGAGCUGGAAUCCAAUCUUUCUCUCUGGUUAUCUACUGUCAGCCAGCAUAAAAUAAGGGACACUUUCUGUUCCUACUCAGUCAUGGAACUGUGCACAAAGGGACUUGGAAACCAAGUUGAAACAUUAAAGGCACGAGGAAUUAAUCUGUCCUGUGUCCGGACGUGUGUGGUUGUUGCAGAGGAACGACCACGAGUUUCUCUCACUCAUUCAUUCUCAAAACUCUUCAAAGACAUUGGCCUGUCAUCUCGUGCUGUAAGCACCACCUUUGGAUCAAGAGUCAACGUUGCUAUCUGUUUGCAGGGAACCUCUGGGCCUGAUCCCACCACAGUGUAUGUAGACCUGAAAUCCUUGAGACAUGACAGAGUACGUCUAGUGGAAAGGGGAGCUCCACAAAGUCUGCUGCUUUCGGAAUCUGGGAAGAUUUUACCUGGAGUCAAAGUGGUUAUUGUUAAUCCUGAGACAAAAGGGCCUCUUGGAGAUUCUCAUCUUGGAGAGAUUUGGGUGAACAGCCCACACACAGCCAGUGGCUACUACACCAUCUACGACAACGAAACCCUGCAAGCUGAUCAUUUCAACACUCGUCUGAGCUUUGGAGAUGCAGCUCAGACACUUUGGGCUCGGACUGGGUACCUUGGUUUUGUGCGUCGGACAGAACUUACAGCUGCCAGCGGAGAGCGCCACGAUGCUCUGUAUGUCGUUGGAGCACUGGAUGAAACUCUGGAACUGAGGGGGCUGCGUUACCACCCGAUUGAUAUCGAGACGUCUGUAUCUCGGACGCACAGGAGCAUUGCUGAAUGUGCUGUAUUCACAUGGACCAACUUGCUCGUGGUCGUCGUGGAGCUGUGUGGCUGUGAACAGGAGGCCCUGGAUUUGGUUCCUCUGGUUACAAACGUGGUCCUGGAAGAGCAUUAUCUCAUUGUGGGAGUGGUGGUGGUGGUUGAUCCCGGCGUUAUUCCUAUCAAUUCCAGGGGGGAGAAACAACGGAUGCAUCUCCGUGACAGUUUUCUGGCUGACCAGUUAGACCCCAUCUAUGUUGCUUAUAACAUGUAGUGUGUGGGGGAGCGAUGCUCAGAAACUUGAUGGCUCCACCAAACGACAAAGGGUGGCCGUAGAAAUGAAGCUGGUGAAAAUUACUAAUACUUGAUAUAAAGUUUGAGAUUGCUGCCAUAUUCCCUUCAUCUCAUCCUGUGAUAUUAAGAUCACAUGAACUACCAGUGGAAAAAAGGAAAUGUGGUAGACAAUGGAAAACAUUCGUAACGGUUUACUGAAAUAUUAGCUUUAUAGCAAAUGCAAAGUUGACAAGCAUGUGAGCUACAAAAUUCCUAAGGCCUUUACAGUAGUGUUACUUUUUUCAUCUGUUGUACAUAUUUGUAUUUUUAUCUAAUACUGUUUUAGGAUUCUCUAAGGGGAGGGUUUAUUUAGUUAAGAUAAUAAACUAUUAAGAGGAGGGUCAUUGGAGUUCUGCAGUUCCCUACUAUAUAAUGUACUUUGCAUCUGUACUGUAGCUAUCCAUUCUGUGGGAUCACACAACUUAUUUAAAAUCGUGCCAUGACCAAAUCAAUAACUUACGGAAUCUAAGAGUUACUUAUUCAGAUAGAUAUUUCUUGAAUUUAAAAAAGAAUUUUGCCUAUAUUUUAAAUAUGUAAAUAUUAUUAUACAUAAUUCACUUAGAUAGAAAAUUAACUUGGGUAAUGAUGACAGCUGAAGGUAGAAAUUAAGGACAAGUAACUUUUGUGGUCCUUAGCAUAAUUGCAUUCGGUUAGACAGCUGAUGUGAGAUAGGAGGAUCUCACACAAGUUUUCUUCUUUCAGUAUGUAGUCUUUUAUUGCUGGCCAGAAGCGUGUCGUAGCACAUAGAAACCCAUGAUUUAAAGGCACAUCUUCCUAAACGAGGCUGAGAUAUUUAAAGAGUUGCAUUGAACCUGGUAGAAAUCGCAGUGCUAAGUCCAAAACGCUUGACUGAAAUGAUGCACUGGAGUUACAGUCUCUGCCUCCACUCUGAAACCUCGUGUUUAAAGGAGGAAAAAAAUCCUAUGGAUGAACACGCAGCUAAAUUCACUGUUUGUGCAGUUCAGUCAUUAUUCCAUCCAGUUCCCUUGGGGGUAUAGCAAGAAUCACAGUAGAUGAGCUCUGCUGUAAGCUGGGAGAUGAUGACCCAGAUUCCUUCCAAACGUUCCCUGGAAGCAGUUUGAUAUUUCUGGGGUUUUGGCCGAGAGCAGUUCUACUACUACAGAAGGAGGCACGAAAAUGCAACAGCAGUUCUGGUAAAUGCAUCGUUAACGUUAAUAUCCCAACCUUCAGAAUGCUGUGUUAGCUUUCACACUGGUCAACAUAAAGAAGCAGAAGCUGUAGAGCAGCGGGUCCAAGUUCUUCCUGCUGCAGGGAGCGACUGCACGCUGGGCUGAAGGGAGAGAUGGCGUUUAAGCUCUGACUCAGAACAGCCUUUAUUCAAGUAAUCCUGAAUAAUAUUCUAAAUUCCUACGGGUGUUAAGGAAAUAUGAUUUUGGAAGCAAUGAGAGUUGAUACCAGAUAUUGCAGCAGGGUUUUUUGAGUCAAAUACGGUAUACAGUGUAAAUAAACUUGUUAUUAAAAUGCUCCUCAUUACCUCGUCCCAAAUUUGUAGGUGGUUUUUAAAAGGUUUGUAGGAUGAGCUUUGAAGAUCCUGUGGCAGUUAUCAGCGCAGAACCUGGCGGAUCUGUAAGCAAAUCCCAGUUUGGUUCUUGAACAACUCCUGAUGCAUUCUGUUAGCUCUGAGGGCAGGAGUUCUGCAACGGAGAUGGGAAGCUCUGAAUGGUUUUGGAAAAUAUUCAGUGCUGAAGUAGAAACCGCAAGAUUCUGCGGCACGUCUCGAGUUGAGUUGUUUGCAAACGCUUCAGUUUAUAAGUGUGUAUCAGUUUGUUUUUCCCUAUCUGCCCCUGUAAUGAGACAGCAUUGCAGAUGAAAGUUCCGUGCUGUUGUGCUGCUGCAUGGAUGUGACAGGUUUUCUGCCGCUGGUGUCCAGUUCCUUACAACAUGCAUCCUGAAAUACCUUUACAAGAAGGUUUGUAUGUUUAGUUUUGACAAAUUGGCCACAGUGUAGGGACAGCAACAGGUGUAACUGUGACUAAUACAGUUGGUACUGCAGCUGCUUAUUUCUGGUGUGAAGUGCACUGAAGUUGUUCUUUUUCAGCCAGUGAAGUGGAGAAUCUCCUUGUUUUGCUGUGAGCCACUUUUUUUGAUUUUUCUUGCACAGCAAAGCGAACUGCAGUGCAGCUUCACUUUGUUGUUGCAUAUUUCAGGAAAAAAGCAACCAAGGGCCUUUUUCUUACUGAGAUUAAAGCUUUGGGGAAGUUGUUUGUUGAAACAAACCUUGUUUGUUCACAGAGAUGGAUUUCAAAUACAGAUCUAGUAUUUUAUUGUACUUCCCUUUUUUCUUUUCAGAAAUAAAAAGUGGAUCCAUUAAUCUGAUCACGGAUUCUCAGUACAUGGCAAAUUGACUUUGUGAAAUGGAAUUUUUUUGAAUGGCACACCUGACUUUUUUUUUUCCUUUGGUCUUUAUAUGGAGAAGUAUUUGGUAGUUUCUCAAAUUUUGGGCUUUUGUCUCACAAGCUUACUGCGUGCUCUUAAUCUUUCUCUCCUGGUAUAUUACAUUUCUCUGAGAACUAAAUUUACAGUCCUGUCCUUAGAACAAGAUAACAUUCUGCUCUUGAUUGCCAGUAAGUGAUGUAUAAAGCUGGCUGGGUUUGAUUUCAUUGAAUGCUUUUGUCUGUGUUUGGUGCAGUGAAAAACAGAGUGUUGGAGAGGAAGAAGUACGGAGCUGUGAAUCUGGAAACCCCGAUUUCUAACUCCAGCUCUGCUAAUGACUUGCCACAAGGCCUUCAACAGGUCAUUUCACUCCUUCAGUUUCUUCAUCUGUAGAUGAGGAUAUUACCUAAUCCUUACAACAUCCCUGUGAGGUAACUAACUGUACAGCACUAAGUGCUAAGUAUUUUUCAUUGCUAGCCUCUUUGAGGUCAGGGUCAGUUUGUUCUUCCAAACUGAUAAAUGAUUAUUUGAUUGUCUUGGGAGGGCUGUCAAGAGAUGUGACCAUUUCACUUUCAAAUGCUUGCUUGGUGUCUUUCCACAUGAGAACUGAGAUAUUUAACUUCACUAAACUUGCAGGGCCACUGAAGGUUCUGAUGUCACGUGUUCAGGUUCAGAGUUGGGUUCUGUUCCAUAACUGCUGAAUCAGGUGUUGAGUCCCAAGCAGCAGACUUCCCGUGCUUGUUUGGCUUUGCAGCUUAUCCAGUUGCAGAGGACAAAUAAUUUCCUCUUGCCGUCUGUCAGAUUCCAAGCUACCAGCUGCAGUGAAACUUAAACUAGGAAUUUUUACCAGUUGGAACUAAAAUAUUUUGUAUGUCUUACUGUUUAUGAAUACUCCCUAAGCAAAAUGUGUUGGCUACAGGUAAUUUCGAGUCCUGUUUCGUUAACAUUUGCACUGCAUUUCUGGUUUAAAUAAAUGUAAUUAAGAUGUGUCAUACUAACUGUCCUAAAAAGGUUGUAAAAAUGAUCAACUCUAGCCCUAAAUGCAAUUUUUCUUUAAUUUCUGUCAACCUAUUUACCAUUGUCAAAUUCAGAUUACAGCAUUAUGUAAUUAUGUAAAAAGUUUUUAUUUAUUUAAAAUUAGAUUAGAUAUACAUUUUUAAAUUUAACAUCUGGCUGGACAGUGUUCCAUUAACGCAUUGAUUGUGUUUCCUUUGUCUUGUGUUAAUAAAUAUUGAUGCCUGA